CCGGGUCCCCUCCUCUCCCGCCGCUCCCGGCCCCCCUCCGCCCCGGAGUCCGAUGGCGGCGGCCGCGCGGAGGGAGCCGGCUCAGGGCAGUGUGACCUUUGAAGAUGUGGCCGUGUACUUCUCCUGGGAGGAAUGGAGUCUCCUUGAUGAGGCUCAGAGACGCCUGUACCAGGAUGUGAUGCUGGAGAACUUGGCACUUAUAACCUCCUUGGGUUGUUGGCAUGGAGCAGCGGAUGAGGAGGUACCUGCCAAGCAGAGCAUUUCUGUAGGAGGAGUGUCACAGGUGAGGACUCCCAAGGCAGGUGUGUCUCCCCAGAAGGCCCAUUCUUGCGAGAUAUGUGACCCAGACUUGAGAGACAUUUUGCACUUGAGUGAGCACCAGGAAACACAUUGUGGGCAGAAGCUGUACAGAAUUGGGGCAUGUGAGAAACAAUUGUGUUUCAGUGCAAAACCUCAGCCCCAGAAGCAGCACACUGGAGAGACAUGCUUCAGAAGCAACGUGGGCAGAGCCUCAUUUGUGAAGGACUGCAAAUUCUGUGUGUCAGGGAAGCCAUUUUCCUGUGAGGAGGUUGUGAGGGACAUUGUGGCCAGCUUGAGAUUUCUCCAGCAUCAGGCCACACACACCAGGGAGAAGUCAAACAGGAGAACUGAAUGUGGGGCAGCCUUUCAUGGGGGAAACACUCAAUACAACUUUGGAGAAUGCACAAAAGCCUUCGAUUGCAAACACAUACUUGUUCAGCCCCAGAGAGUCCUCUCUAGAGAAAGAAGCUACACGUGCAGUGAAUGUGGGAAAUCUUUUAGCAAGAGCUACAGCCUCAGUGACCAUUGGAGAGUUCACACUGGGGAAAAGACUUAUGAGUGUGGGGAAUGUGGGAAAUCUUUUAGGCAAAGCUCUAGCCUUCAACACCAGAGAGUUCACACUGGAGCAAGGCCUCACAAGUGUGAUGAAUGUGGAAGAUUAUUUAGCAACAAGUCCAACCUCAUUAAGCAUCGGAGAAUUCACGGAGAAGGGCCAUAUGAGUCUAGUGAAUGUGGGAAAUCUUUUAGCGAAAGCUCUGCACUCCUUCAACACCAGAGUGUUCACACUGGAGAAAGGCCUUAUGAGUGCAGUGAAUGUGGGAAAUUCUUUACCUGCCACUUCACUCUGAUAAAACACCAGAGAGUUCACUCUGGAUCAAAGCCCUAUGAGUGCAGUGAAUGUGGAAAAUCCUUUACUGAAAACUUCAGCCUCAAUAAACACCAUAGAAUUCAUAGUGGAGAAAGGCCUUAUAAAUGCAGUGAAUGCGGGAAAUCUUUUAGCCAAAGUUCACAUCUCAUUCAACAUGGAAGACUUCAUACUGGAGAAAGGCCUUAUGAGUGCAGUGAAUGUGGGAAAUUCUUUACUUACAGCUGCAGUCUCUUAAAACACCAGAGAGUUCAUACUGGAUCAAGGCCCUAUGAGUGCAGUGAAUGUGGGAAAUCCUUUACUCAAAACUCCAGCCUCGUUGAACACCGUAGAGUUCAUAGUGGAGAAAAGCCUUAUAGGUGCAGUGAAUGUGGGAAAUCUUUUAGCCAAAGAUCUGCGCUUCUUCAGCAUUGGAGAGUUCACACUGGAUCAAGGCCUUAUGAGUGCAGUGAAUGUGGGAAAUCCUUUACUCAAAACUCUGGCCUCUUUAAACACAGGAGAGUUCACACUGGAGAAAGGCCUUAUAAGUGCAGCAAAUGGGGGAAAUCUUUAAGCAACAGCUCUGGCCUCAUUAAACAUUGAAGAGUUCAUGCUGGAAAAAGGCCUAAUGAGUGCAGUGAAUUUGGGAAAUCAUUUAGCUGUAGCUCCAACUUCAAUGACCACUAGAGUGUUCACACUGGAGAAAGGUUUUAUGUAUUUGAAUGUGGGGAAUUAUUUACCUACAACUCCAGGCUCCUAAAACACUGUACCUUCAGAUUGGACAAAGGCCUUAUGAGUGUGUCAAAUGUGGGAAAUCGUCUAGCCUCGUUACACUCCAGAGACUUCACAGUGAAAAAGGCCUAAUAAGUGCAGUGUAUGUGAGAAAGGCUUCAGCCAAAGGACUUACCUCAUUGGAUACCACAAGUUUCAAAUGAGAGAAAUAGCAUAAAUGUGCAGGUAUAUACUAUUUCUUUGUUCAGUGCAACAACACUGGAAGAGAGCCCUUACAAAGGUGCCAUUUGCCUGUAUUGAACCUCAUACAUCCGAACGUCCACGUAAAUUCCAGGUAUGUGGGAGCUGCACUGCACUUUUUAACCUGCCCAGGGCCAUUGCCAGAUUUAUGUCACUGCUGGUUCUUUAGCAGAGGCCAUUUCACCUCUACCACCUGGCAGGUGCCCACAGUGGGCAACAUUCAUCCAUCUCAGUGUGUUCAGGGAAGUAAACCCCAGCGUUCUCCCAUUUGUGGGACUAUGCAUGAAUAGCCUGAGCACUUACUCUUUCCCCAUUUUUUUCACUUCUGAUGAGUUAGGGCAUAGACCUUACCCAGUUUUGGCCUAGAGGACUCUGUUGGUGAUUUGGAAAGAUGGACUACAUUUUUCAGGAUAUUAUUGGUCUCGUGAGACUCUAGCAAUGGAAUUUUCCAGCCUCCAAAUCACCAACCCGGGAACAGUCUGCCUCCCAUUGCUCUUGUUUGUAUGAUAAUAAAGGUCUUAUUGUUUCAGCCACCAUUAA
Molecule: messenger RNA, 2656 nt
Organism: Ceratotherium simum simum (southern white rhinoceros)
Lineage: Eukaryota; Metazoa; Chordata; Mammalia; Perissodactyla; Rhinocerotidae
Biological process (GO): regulation of cytokine production; regulation of immune system process; negative regulation of transcription by RNA polymerase II
Cellular component (GO): nucleoplasm
Molecular function (GO): DNA-binding transcription repressor activity, RNA polymerase II-specific; RNA polymerase II cis-regulatory region sequence-specific DNA binding
Source: RefSeq, a predicted model, not a curated record